Neoarthrinium moseri is the source of this 993-nucleotide messenger RNA. RefSeq lists its product as uncharacterized. The transcript has 3 exons. Lineage: Eukaryota; Fungi; Ascomycota; Sordariomycetes; Amphisphaeriales; Apiosporaceae. The coding region runs from base 1 to 993 and encodes 330 amino acids. The record is from RefSeq and is a predicted model, not a curated record. Gene Ontology annotation, molecular function: ferric iron binding; catechol 1,2-dioxygenase activity. Gene Ontology annotation, biological process: catechol-containing compound metabolic process.
AUGGCCUCAGAAUACCGCGGACCACCGCUUCUUGAUCUUACGAUUGAUAAUAUCACCCCAAAUACCAAUCUCAUCAAUGGGCAAUGUAGCGAUCCCCGCCUGAAGUAUUUGAUGUCACGCCUCGUGACGCACCUGCAUGAUUUUGCGCGAGAGACUCGCCUUAGCACCGACGAGUGGAUGGCAGCACUGAACUUCCUCGUUGGCUGUGGACAGAUCAGCAGUGACGUUCGCCAUGAAUUCAUUCUCUUAUCUGAUGUUCUGGGACUUUCACUGUUGGUUGACAGUAUCAACCAUCCCAAACCGCCUGCUUCAACUGAAGGCUCUGUUCUGGGCCCAUUUCACACCCACGACGCCCCGGUCAUGCCUAACGGUGGCUCCAUGUCAGAAGAUCCGGAGGGAGAGCCUCUUCUCUGUAUCUGUACGGUGAAGGAUACAGAGGGGAGGCCGAUCCAGGGCGUCAAGAUUGACAUCUGGGAGACGGACAGUUCCGGACACUAUGAUGUACAGCACGAGGGCCGAGAUGAAAAAGGUCCCAGUGAACGUUGUGUUAUGGAAAGCGACGAGAAUGGUCAGUUCUGGUUCCAGGCCAUCAAGCCAGUGAGCUACCCAAUACCGCACGACGGCCCGGUUGGGAAACUGUUGGAGAAACUAGGCCGGCAUUGUUGGAGACCUGCGCACCUUCAUUUCAUGUUCGGAAAGGAGGGCUUAGACCGACUUAUCACAGCAUUAUACCUCCGUGGAGACCCGUACGAGACAUCUGAUGCCGUGUUCGGCGUGAAACAGAGCCUGAUUGUCGACUUGGACAAAGUGGACAAGGCGACUGCGACGGAAUAUGGUGUCAAGGAGGGGGACUGGCUCCUGAAGCAUGAUUUCGUGCUCGUCACAGAGAAGGCAACAGAAGAGCUCCGAGACAAGAAUGCCGUGGAAGCCCUGGAGAAGCUCGGACUACGGAUGAAGCUUUUGGAUCACUUGCCAGUGCCAGAGUUGGAUUAA